AUGUUCUCCUCAGCCUGCCAGUGGACUCUGCACCCAUGUGCCGUUAAAAGUCUAUUGGUGUUGUGUUUUCUAGGCCUUUUUGUCAUGUACAAGACUGACAUCAAGUUCCCCAAUUUUGGCAUUUACAUGGAGAAAGGCCGUCAGUUCUGUCCUACAGUCUUGUGUGCGGCGAGAGCGCAGACCCAGGACUCACAACCAAACAGUUCCACAGAGCUGCACAUAGAACCACAUCACAAUGACAGCCAGAAGAUCCAGCAGGCAGCAGCAGUGGACGCUGAGCUUGACACUAUUGUAUUGAUCUGGAUGUGGCCAUUUGGCGCCAGAUAUGAUCUCAGCUGCAAUAUUUUCAAUAUCACAAGAUGCCACUUGACAGAUGACAAGACACUUUACCAUAAAGCCCAUGGGGUUCUCUUCCACCACAGGGACAUUCAUGGAAAUCUAGGAGACUUUCCGAAAGAGCCCCGUCCUCAUUUUCAGAAAUGGGUAUGGUCAAAUAUGGAGUCACCUGCAAACUCCGCUGCAAUCCCUAAACUUAAUGACUUAUUCAACUUGACAUGCAAUUAUCGCCUUGAUUCAAAUAUCCCAGUGCCUUAUGGGUAUCUGGUGCCAGUGACAUCUGAAAAUGAGACAUUCAAACUGCCAGCAAAGAACAAGUUGGUGUGUUGGAUUGUGAGUAAUUGGAACCCGCAGUACGAGAGAGUUAAGUAUUACAAUGAACUGAAGAAACACAUCAAGAUUCAUUCUUAUGGAAAUGCCUUUGCCCGACCUAUAAGCGACCAAGACUAUUCAAAGAUAGUUUCUAGUUGUAAAUUCUACCUCUCCUUUGAGAACUCUGUCUACAAAGACUAUAUCACAGAUAAGUUGUACCUGCCAAUGAUGAAGGGAAGUGUACCAAUAGUUCUGGGCCCUCCAAGACCAAAUUAUGAGGACCAUAUCCCAGCAGAAUCUUUCAUUCAUGUCAAUGACUUUUCUACUGCAAAGGAGCUAGCAGAGAAGCUACUUUACCUUGACCAAAAUAAUUCUGAGUACAUUAGAUACUUUAACUGGAUAGGCAAGUUGAAAGUUAAAUUGUCUUGGUUUGGAAAAGAACAUGCUUGCAAAACUUGUAGUUACUUACAAAACCACAGAGAGAACCAAGCUUUUCAUGAUCUUAACAAAUGGUACUGGGGUUAA
Molecule: messenger RNA, 1173 nt
Organism: Perca fluviatilis (European perch)
Lineage: Eukaryota; Metazoa; Chordata; Actinopteri; Perciformes; Percidae
Product: 4-galactosyl-N-acetylglucosaminide 3-alpha-L-fucosyltransferase 9-like
Exons: 1
Coding region: 1-1173 (390 amino acids)
Cellular component (GO): membrane
Molecular function (GO): alpha-(1->3)-fucosyltransferase activity
Source: RefSeq, a predicted model, not a curated record